This is a messenger RNA of Malania oleifera, 1229 nucleotides long. RefSeq lists its product as uncharacterized. Lineage: Eukaryota; Viridiplantae; Streptophyta; Magnoliopsida; Santalales; Ximeniaceae. The transcript is spliced from 6 exons. The coding region runs from base 220 to 861 and encodes 213 amino acids. The record is from RefSeq and is a predicted model, not a curated record.
UUACAUGGUGUGGUGGAAGAUGAAUUCGUUCAUAUUUUUCAUAAGAGAGGUUUGAUUGUUUGAAGAUAUUUGCUUCUGCUCCACCCGAACGCAGCCCCGUGUGGCUAACGCGUACAAACGGUCGAGCGUAAUGGAUAAAAUCUCUCGUCUUCGGAAAACGGGUCCUCCACAAACGGCUUCUCGCUCUCUACACUUCGUCCAUAGAGGCGAGCACCUGUCAUGGCCAUGGCUUCUCUUUCCCUUGGAUGCCCCAAUUGCAACAUUUUGCGCGAAAGGGGAGCGAUUUCUUCUCUGGGUACUUCGGCUCUUCAACUUUCGCAAUCCAGGGCCAGAUAUAUUGAAGUUUUCGUGCAAGGAAUAUUUAUAACUCAAAGGUCAUAUACAAAGGAAACUUCUCCUUUUCCAAGGAAAGGAUCCAGCAGCAAGAUAUCAAAACAAGUGAUGCUCACAAUCCCCAAAUGCAGCAGUUCCUCAAAUUCUAAUAGCACUAAGGAUGAUUCCGCUGAACUGAGCAAGGCGUCUUUUGGAUACACAAGGAAAGAUGUUCUGUUGAUUGGCCUUGGAGUUGCAGUUGUUGGUGUAGUUCUGAAAAGUGGAUUGGAGUUCCUCGGGGUUGAUCCUUUACAAGCAGGGAAUGCUGUUCAGCUGAUCAUUGUCUUGGGUCUAAUGGUUGGGUGGAUAUCUACAUACAUUUUCAGAGUCUCAAACAAGGAAAUGACAUACGCUCAACAAUUGCGUGACUAUGAGAACAAAGUCAUGCAGAAGCGGUUGGACAGCUUAACUGAAGCUGAGCUAGAAGCAUUACUUGAGCAAGUUGAGGAAGAGAAGAGGCGCUUUGCUAGCCGGAAACGGUUUAAUUGAUGGUCACCUGCUCUCUUAUCAUUUACAGCAGGUAGAGAAGUGGUCAUGUAAUCAGUUUCAGCAGAGCAUCUAGCAAUGGUCAGAAGGGGUUAUUCAUAGCCACCCUUUGAAGUGGACCUGCUGUGGAAAGUAUAUAACUGUGUGAUGGUGAUUCUCAAGUUCUCAUACCGCACUUGUCCUACACUCAGCAAUAACCUUGUGAAGGCAAAAUGAUGUAAAUCUGUUCUAUAGAUAUAAUAUUUUUUUAUUAGGUGUAAUAUCAAAUUAUUACUGAGCACAAAAGUUAUGAUGAGGUUCUACAUGUUUGAAAUUAGAAUAAAAUAAAUAAUUAAUGGAAUACAAAAGAAAGUAUUCACAAUUCUCCAUUA